Messenger RNA from Equus quagga, 2049 nucleotides. It is a transcript of the gene GBA1, whose product is annotated as glucosylceramidase beta 1. Gene Ontology annotation, molecular function: glucosylceramidase activity. Gene Ontology annotation, biological process: glucosylceramide catabolic process. The transcript has 12 exons. The record is from RefSeq and is a predicted model, not a curated record. Bases 375 to 1985 code for a protein of 536 amino acids. NCBI's taxonomy places the organism in Eukaryota, Metazoa, Chordata, Mammalia, Perissodactyla, Equidae.
GUCUCGCGGCUGCGCGUCGGGGGUCUGCAGCCUCGCUCCGCGGUCGCUCCGCCGGGCCCCUGCUCUCGCCCCGCCCAUUCCGCUUUGCAGGGUGCUGGGGGAUUUCCUUUUGCCUCCGGUUGGGGCUGCUAUUUCGCUUCGCUGACGCCCGGAAGAAGCCAGUCGCCCUUUACCAGUAUGGUUGCAGUUGCCUCAUUUCCUGUAUCAUGUGACUCUCCUGUCGUCAUCAUGUGACCCAUCCACUCCAUUAUGCCGGAUUAACCCGCAGGGCUAACCCAGCGUCUAUAGCUACCGCAGGUGCUUGCAUCUGUUUUCAUUUAGUGGAUCCUCUGUCCCUCCCAGGCUUGAGAACCCUGCAGUCUUCUCAUCUAGUGAUGGAGCUUUCAAGUCCUUCCAGAGAGGGGUGUCUCAAGUGCCCGGGCAGGGUAGGCAUCAUGGCUGCCAGCCUCAUGGGAUUGCUUCUACUUCAGGCAGUAUCAUGGGCAUCAGGUGCCCGCCCCUGCAGCCCUAAAAGCUUUGGCUACAGCUCGGUGGUCUGUGUCUGCAAUGCCACGUACUGUGACUCUCUUGACCCCCUGACCCUGCCUGCCCCUGGCACCUUCAGCCGCUAUGAGAGCACACGCAGUGGUCGCCGAAUGGAGCUGAGUCUGGGGACCAUCCAGGCCAACCGCACAGGCACAGGGUUGCUACUGACCCUGCAGCCAGAUCAGAAGUUCCAAAAAGUGAAGGGAUUUGGAGGGGCCAUGACAGAUGCUGCUGCUCUCAACAUCCUUGCCCUGUCACCUGCUGCCCGGAAUUUGCUACUCAAAUCAUACUUCUCUGAAGAAGGAAUCGAAUACAAUAUCAUCCGGGUACCCAUGGCCAGCUGUGACUUCUCCAUUCGUGUAUACACCUAUGCCGACACCCCUGAUGACUUCCAGUUGCACAACUUCAGCCUCCCAGAGGAAGAUGUCAAGCUCAAGAUACCCCUGAUUCACCAGGCCCUGGAGUUGGCCCAGCGCCCCAUCUCACUCUUCGCCAGUCCCUGGACAUCACCCACUUGGCUCAAGACCAAUGGGGCAGUGAAUGGGAAGGGGUCACUCAAGGGUCAGCCGGGAGAUCGCUACCACCAGACCUGGGCCAAAUACUUUGUCAAGUUCCUGGAUGCCUAUGCUGAGCACAAGUUACAGUUCUGGGCGGUAACAACUGAGAACGAGCCUUCUGCAGGGCUCAUUAGUGGGUACCCCUUCCAGUGCCUGGGCUUCACCCCUGAACACCAGCGAGACUUCAUCGCCCGUGACCUGGGUCCCACCCUUGCCAACAGUACGCACCGCAAUGUCCGUGUGCUCAUGCUGGAUGACCAACGCCUGCUGCUGCCCCGCUGGGCCCAGGUGGUGCUGGCGGACCCAGAGGCAGCCAAAUACGUUCAUGGCAUCGCUGUACACUGGUAUCUGGACUUUCUGGCUCCAGCAAAAGCCACCCUGGGGGAGACACACCGCCUGUUCCCUGACAUGAUGCUCUUUGCCUCAGAGGCCUGUGUGGGCUCCAAGUUCUGGGAGCAGAGUGUGCGCCUAGGCUCCUGGGAUCGAGGGAUGCAGUACAGCCACAGCAUCAUCACGAACCUCCUCUACCAUGUGGCUGGCUGGACCGACUGGAACCUCGCCCUGAACCCUGAAGGGGGACCCAACUGGGUGCGCAACUUUGUCGACAGCCCCAUCAUCGUGGACAUCGCCAAGGACACGUUUUACAAACAGCCCAUGUUCUACCACCUUGGCCACUUCAGCAAGUUCAUUCCUGAGGGCUCCCAGAGAGUGGGGCUGGAUGCCAGUGAGAAGACCAACUUGGACACAGUGGCACUGAUGCAUCCCGAUGGCUCUGCAGUUGUGGUCGUGCUAAACCGCUCCUCUAAGGAUGUGCCUCUCACCAUCAAGGAUCCUGCCGUGGGAUUCCUGGAGACUGUCUCACCUGGCUACUCCAUUCACACCUACCUGUGGCGUCGCCAGUGAUGAAGUGGAUACCCAAGCAGGCGCCUGGGCUUAGCAUGGGCAUUAAAAGGACAGAGUCAGCUCA